UUGCGCCCGGAAGGCAGGGCUUUCGACGGAAGGGGCGUGGCUAUGUGUGAAGGGGCGUGGCCUCGCCGGCCAAAGAACCACGUGUCUGGGCGGGCAAAAGAAGCUAAGCGCCAGCCGCGUAGUAGACAGAUCUUCCUCCGCUCGGAAUGGGGUUUCAUCCCGUUUGUAAGUCCAAAAUGCAUUUAAUGCCCCUAAGCCGCCCAACAUCAUAGCUUAGCGUAACCUACCUAAAGCUUGCUCAGAACAAUUCCAUUAGCCUACAGUUGGGCAAAAUCAUCUAACUCAAAGCCUAUUUUAUAAUAAAGCGUUGAAUAUGUCAUGUAAUUGAUGGAAUACUGUACUGAAAGUGAAAAACAGGAUGGUUGUCUGGGUACAGAAUGGCUGUAAGUGGAUGGUUUUUUACCCUUGUGAUUGCGUGGUUGUCUGGGAGCUGCGGCUCGCCGCCGCAGCCCAGCGUCAUGAGAAAGGAUCCUACCUACCGCAUAUCGGCAGCAUGGGAGAAGAUCAAAAUUCCAAAUUUGAAGUACGGUUUCUACUGAAUAUGUAUUGCUUUUGCAGCAUUGUAAAGUCAAAACACUGUAAGUGGAAGCAUGGAAAUUCUGGAACCGUCUGUAACUAAGAGAAAGUAAGUGAAACAACAGAUGCAGGAAGGGCAGGGGGUUUGCGGAGCCCCAGGAGAGGAGCAAGAGAUACUGGCGCAUAGGUAGGUUAGAUCCUGAAAGCACUUGUCUGCCACGUGAACAAUACCCCGAGGAAGCAAAUGGAAGUUAAGAAGGUGAGAGGCCUGGUAAGAUUCACCUUUUAUACACAACUCUGGUGGCAGCUCAGAGGAGAGCAUGUGGUUUCUUUUAGGAUCCAUCAGGGAAGGUGUAAAUAGGGAACCAGAACUUGGGGUACAGACUGUACCUGACACCACUCCGGAAACAGGGCUUCACAGAGCAGAGGAGCGCCAAUGAGUGAAGGGGAUAAUUUCAGAACAAAUAAAAUUUUGCCAUUUAAAAUACCAUUCAAGUAAUUGGACCAGCGGCAAAGCGUUACCUGGUAGCUUGUUUUUUUGAGGUGCUCACCAUGUGCCAGGCACCAUGCUGAAUUUUAGCUGUUUUCUCCUUUAGUGCCCACAAAAGCCCUGAAACGGUUUCUACUUUGCAGACAAGGAGACGAUGGUGAAACUGCUAAACCUGAGCUCCUGAGCACUAACCAGCUUGUGGGGAGACAGCAUCCGACCACCGUGUGGCUCACCCCCUUUGUUGUACAGAUGAGCAGACCGAAGAAACGAGGGUCAUGGACUCAUAAUAAUUGGUGGUGUUAGAAUUCGAACAGUAGUAACCUGCCAGGCAUUCCUUCUGCUACACCACGCUACCCUGUGUGGAGACUCAUUCAUUUGUUCACCUCAUAACAGUGUACUAACACCGUCACACUGCGCUCACUCUGGAACCGGCAACUGCACUAAGCAGUUUAGAGAUGCUGACUCAUUUGAUCCUCACCACAACGCUUUUCUCCAAUUUCUAUUUGAGGACACAGGCACAGAGAAGUUAUGACUUGCCGGGCACCAAAUACCUAUUGAUUGAGCACCUGCUAUGUGCCAGACCCUGAUCCAAAGGAGAGAGAUACAGCCGUGAACAAAACACAGCCCUGCCCCAGAGAGCUUACAUGCUAGACAUGGGAAGUUCCUGUAGAUCAUAAAGGCCAGGGGGCUGGAAAAAUAAAGCAGGGCAGGGGGACAGAGUAGGUGCCCUUGGAGGUCUGUAUGAAAAGAAAGGGCAGGUUAUACUUGCUAAUAAUUUAAAUAAACUUCGCAGCCCAACUCGCCUAAAGAUCUUCAUGACGCACACUGAAUACAGUGAGUGCAAACUCUUAUUUUUUAUUGUCCUGUGGCUACAUCAGAACCCUUGAGCCUAAGGUACCGAGAUCAGGAAGAUGGUUUUCCGAAUGCCAGGCGUUCAGAGCUGGCAGACUGUGGACACCGCAGAAGCCCCUUGUCCCUUUCAUCGUUAACCUAAUAAAUAUUAAUAUCCGGCUCUGGUGACUAGUGCACAGGUUCACAUUGCAGCCUCGGCGGCGGCUGGACUGUUCCAGCUCCGCCCCGCUCUCCGCCCCACACUCUGGGCGCGCAGCCUGUCGACCCGCCGGGGCUCCCCGAGCACGCUUACUGUCGGCCCGCCUCGCGGGGCGCCGGCCACAUCCGGGGCUCGGGGGCCCGCGCGGUUGCCAUGGCAGCGGGGUCGCGGCGGGCGCGCGGGCAGGCCCCGAGGCUGGCGGUCGGCGGAGCCCCAGAACCGGACGGCCGUACUCGCAGCGCCCAGGGGCGAUCGGGCAGCGCCGCCGCCAUGUCCCUGAGCACUGGGGAGCUGGCCUCGGAGAUGGGAGAUGACAGCCUGUCUGCAAUAACCUUCGACUCUGACUCAGAGACGAAAGCGAAAAGGAAAAGUUUCCACAGACCUCCCCCUACAUCACCGAAGUCACCUUAUCACUCUAAGCCGCGAAAAGUGGCCUCCUGGAGGUCUCUGAGGACAGCCGGCAGCGCGCCCCUCGGGAGCCAAAUGUCCUUAACCCCCCAGAAGCUGUGGCUGGGAAGCUCAAAGCAAGGUUAUGUUCCUGGGACCCCUGUCUACAGAGAGAUGGAGGGCAUGUAUGACGAGAUCAUUGAGCUGAAGAAGUCAUUACACGUGCACAAAAGCAACAUGGAUCUGAUGAGAACAAAGCUUCGGCGCUUAGAAGAGGAAAACAGCAGAAAGGACCGGCAGAUACAGCAGCUUUUGGAUCCUUCCCGAGGCCCGGAUUUUGUUCGGACUCUGGCAGAGAAAAGGCCUGAUACUGGCUGGGUGAUCAGUGGGCUGAAGCAGAGGAUUCUCAAGCUGGAGCAGCAGUGCAAGGAGAAGAACCACACCAUCGACAAACUGCAGACUGAUAUGAAGACCACUAACUUGGAGGAGAUGAGGAUCGCCAUGGAGACAUAUUACGAGGAGAUUCAUCGUCUCCAGACUCUCCUGGCAAGUUCUGAAACGACAGGAAAGAAGCCUCCAGUGGAGAAGAACGUCGGCCUUAAAAGGCAGAAAAGAAUGAGCAGCGCCCUCCUGAGCUUGUCCCGGAGCGUCCAGGAGCUCACGGAGGAGAACCAGAGCCUGAAGGAGGACCUGGACCGCGUGCUGAGCGACUCCCCCACUGUCUCCAAGAUAAAGGGCUCGGUGGAGUGGAGCAAGCCCCGGCUGCUUCGGCGGAUCGCAGAGCUGGAAAAAAAAAUAAGUCUGAUGGAAAGCCCCAAAUCGCACGCUUCAGAGGUGGUCCUGUCUACCCCGCCGGCUCACUCGGUGUCCAGCUCCACGGUGCACCGGCAGCCGCGCCCCGACCGCCAGGAGGAGAGCGAGCGACUGCGGGGGGUUGUGAGGAGCCUGAAGGGCGAGCGGAAUGCCCUGCACACCCGGCUGCAGGAGCGAGAUCUGGAGGUGAAGCAGCUACUGCAGACAAAGGCUGACUUGGAGAAGGAGCUGGAAAACAUGAAGGAGGGUGAGAAGGAGGGAAGAGAAAGAGAGGAGGCUUUGAGGGAGGAAAUUCAAGCACUUACCAGGAAGUUUCAAGAACUGGAAGAAAGUAAGAAAGGAGGGGAGGAGGACCCCGAGGAGACGAGCCCGGAGACCCGGGAAGCGCCCCGACCCCCCGGUCCCUCCCAGACGGACUCGGAGCUGGACACGAGCGAGGGGGGCUCCUCCCGGCCCCGCUCCGGCUGCUCCGAGGGGAGAAGAGACGCCGCCGCCCGGCUCCUGCAGCGCCGGUGGAAGGGGCACCAGCACUGGAAAAAACAGGCCGUUCUGGAUGAGGCUGCCGUGCUGCAGGCGGCUUCCCGGGCGCAUCCGGCACGGGCGAGGCCAUUGUCUAGCGGAGUAUGCAGCCCGGACCCCCCUGCCGUGCCAAGCCCUCCCACCCAGGACUCGCCCGAGCCCCGCGUCCCGAGCCCCGUCGUCCAGGCCGAGGGGGACCCGUGGCAAGAGGAGGCCGUCACCAUCAUCCAGUCUGCCUUCCGGGCACACCUGGCACGGGCCAGGCACAGUGCUGCUGGUCCAAGAGCUGCCCCUGCAGCGUUUCCCGACAGACCUGCUUGGGCCCCACACAGUGCACCCUCCUGUCCGCCCUUCCCUGCAGCCUCUCCUGGGCAGGAAGACAGCGAGGGGAGCAGCGGGGAGACCGCGGAGGCUCCGGCUCCUGGGGACGGAGCGCCGAGGCCAUGGGGGCCAGGGGCACCGGCAGCCCCGCCGCCCUGCUCUGCGGAGCCCCCUCCCUCGGGGCCGCAGCGCGCCGCGACUCCGCCCGCGGAGGACGUGAACUCCGAUGACUCCGACGAGAUCGUCUUAGCUCCGCCUGUGCCCACGAAGAAAAUCGCCUCCCCGCCCUAGGCCCCUGCGGUCGGGUCGCCCGGCACGUGGCGAUGCCCUGUCCGGGCAAGGUUAGGUUCAGAGGACAGAAGCACUCAGACCGGAAAGGAAUUUAUCUUGUGGGGAGGAGAACAGUACCUACUGACACCUCACCUCCGUCCCCGGUUUUUCUCUUCCGUUUUGCCCGUUUGUUUGUUGAGGGAACCCCGAAUGCCUCUCUUUAUUUUAUCUCUGGGAAGGGGUCGCCUACGUUCUGCAGCCCUGGCUGCAGGCCCGCGUCCCCCCUACCCCCGGUGGUCUUCAUGCCGGACAGACACACCUGCCCGGGCUGGGGGGCAGCAGGGGGCCCGGCCGAGACACGUCCUCUCGGGGCACCUCUGGCCACCUGCGGCCGUGCAGGCAAGGGCUGCUUCAUCGGCGCUGACGCCACUCGGCCACCAGCUCCAGGACAGGCAACGCGCCUUGGGAGAGCUGAUGCAAGAACUCUCGCUCUCAGCCCGAACGGAGGGCCCUGCGCACCAGGGAGAGCUUAGUCCCGGGCCACCCCUCCGCCUCCCCGUCGCCAGCGGGACCCCCAGCGCCCCGACGGUGCGGCAGCCCUUCCCGUGUUGCACCUCAGGGGCUCCGGCUCAGACUUUUCCUUCUUUCAGAAACUCCGGGGCCCUCCUCACAGCGGUCAGAGGCUCCCGGCUCCAGCACGGGCGAGGCGUGUCGCCAGGAGGAUCUGUGUUGCCCUGUCCCGUGAGAGAGGCGGAGGGAUCUCCCAGCCCCGGCCACCCGGAGUCAGGCGGGGGACCCGCCAGCCCCUUUCACCGCUCAGGUGCCGGUCAUACAGUGGGUUGAAAAAAGUUCAGCCAGGGGGCCAGGCUUGUGUCAUGUUUUCUUUACUCGGCCUGUGAGUUUCCAAGUCCGUUUUUUCUUCUGUUUCCCCCGCUGGACUGAUGGCUAACUCGGGUGAACUCACUGCCGACCUUUGCCUUGUUUCAUCCACUGGGUCCGUUCCUCCUCUGGGUGCCGGCUCAGCUAAAGGCCUGUAGGAGCCAGUCCACCAGUCAGGCACCCAGAGGGUGAUGAAGGCGAUGCCCGCGGCCUGCAGGUCCCCAGGGGGUCAUUCUCCCCCCCACCCCAUUCAAAAACGGGCAUUUCUGCAUUACUCCUUGCUCUCAGGAGCCCAGGGCUCUGGAGACCUAUGACGGAUGGGUCACUGUCGGGACGUCCUCGCCUGGUCCUGGAGGAAAAGGCCGUGUGUGCAGCGGGCUGGCCGUCGGCAGAGCUGGGAUGUGCAAGCUCAGCCCCGGGACCUGAGUUUUCCAAGAAAAUGCUCCUGAGAAUUGCAGAUACGUACAUUCGUCUGCCUGUGCUCCUUGGGCCCAGCGAUGUUGAUCUAGUAAAAGUAAGCAGCCUUGAAGCCACCUCAGUAAAUGACUUAACUCAAGGCUGUGACCCUCUGACGCUGUGUGGAUCUGUUCCCUGGAGAAUGCCAGGUGCCCAGCGUGCUUGCGGGGCCCACGGCUCGGGGCUGGGGUUCUAGGGCUGCCGGAGCAGCACAGUGCGGGGCGGGACGGGCCUGGGGCCUACAGGGCCUGCCUUCUGUUUGCCUGCCUCUCUGCUGCCCCUCUGGACGGGCCCGGCCGCCCUGCAGACAGACCAGAACCCUCGUCCCAGCAAAAAGACCGAUGGCAUUAGGAAAAGGACGGCCACCUAGCUCAGAGCAACCAGCGUGAGAGCUGCAGAGCUUUGCUUCGUUUUUAAGUAAUAAAUACCCUGUGCGGAAAGCCCCGUUCACCUUCAAGAGCUGAAUAGAAUUUAAAUUCCACGAGAAGCCGUCUAAGCCAAUUCAAACCCCUGCUGUGGUUUUGGAAGCAAUGUUUGCUCUCGUGUGGCUCAGAAAUUCUGAGCACUGGAGAGUGGACACUCAGACCUGCCCGGGGCCGGCCGGCAGCUGCUCCAGGUGAGGACCUCCCCGAGCUCCCAAGGGCCUGUUAGCAGCUGAUCACGCCGGGUACGCAUCCUUUGAAGCGAGAGAAGCCACAUCUGGGAGUUGAAAUGUGAAGCCACCAGGUGGCUCCAGGAGGAAGUGGUGGACUCGCUGGUCUUUGACCUCUGUAUUUAGGAACACUCUGACCUACGCGUAAUUUGUACGCAAGUCUCUCGGAAGGCAUAAGCUUUUCCCUCUGUGCUACUCAUCGUUGGCCUUUGUAAAUAAAAGCUGUUUUGCAGGAUC
Orcinus orca (killer whale) is the source of this 6591-nucleotide messenger RNA. It is a transcript of the gene IQCE, whose product is annotated as IQ motif containing E. Gene Ontology annotation, molecular function: protein binding. The record is from RefSeq and is a predicted model, not a curated record. The coding region runs from base 2211 to 4388 and encodes 725 amino acids. The transcript has 22 exons. NCBI's taxonomy places the organism in Eukaryota, Metazoa, Chordata, Mammalia, Artiodactyla, Delphinidae.